This is a messenger RNA of Bactrocera neohumeralis, 2362 nucleotides long. Its product is annotated as BAG family molecular chaperone regulator 2. NCBI's taxonomy places the organism in Eukaryota, Metazoa, Arthropoda, Insecta, Diptera, Tephritidae. Gene Ontology annotation, molecular function: adenyl-nucleotide exchange factor activity; protein-folding chaperone binding. Bases 1134 to 1943 code for a protein of 269 amino acids. Gene Ontology annotation, biological process: protein stabilization. The transcript has 5 exons. The record is from RefSeq and is a predicted model, not a curated record.
GUUUUAGGCGAAGCAGCGAAGAAAAAACAAUUCAAUCCACUCAUGCAAAUUUUUAGUUUUUCAGGCAUAAAACAGUAUCCAAAUUAGUAAGCAACCACAAAAAGCGAGCAAAUUAAACAAUAAACAUUAAAAAUAUUGCAAAACGGGAAAAUAUAAAUUGGUUGUUAAUUUAAUGUGGUAAAAAUAGCAAGGUGUUUUUGAUAACCGGCACGGUUUUGUCGUAGGUUUUGGAUUUUUUUCUUCAAUAGCUUAUGCGCAGUACAGAGCUGGAAAGUGGAGAUAAAGUCAAAAGUCAGUAAACAGAACACAUCAAAAAGAAGCAGUUGAAAAAGCAGACGGAAUUUAGCUUUUGUCAAAUGGUUUGUGGAAAAACACUAGAAAUUUUCGCUGAAAAUUUUCUGAAAUACUGCAAACGAAAAAUGAAUAAAUGCGUAUAGAAUAAUUUUGUGCAUACAUUUCAUAGAAAGAAUAGAGCGUGUUUGGUACACGAAGGACACAGAAAGGACAAUUGGUGAAAAUCUGUGAAACAUCUGAAGACGAUCCCAGUUCCCUACAUCAAAUUUGUCUAUGUGAAACAGACAGAUUAUUGCUUUUUCAUUCACUCAGUAUUUUCGACGUUCAUUACAUUACGUCGCGUAAACUAUAGAGGCUGGCUACACAAGAAGAGAUACAAUAUUUUAAGAAAAUUAUUUAAUAUCUCUCGUCUUGCUAUUUUAGUAUACAUAUAAAGCAAACAAAGCCAAAAGACAACAUUCCAAGUGUAAAUUUGAAACAAAAAAAAAACAUUCACAACUGAUUCGUGAAGUACAAAAACAAGAAAACACACACCGAAAACAAAAAGAAAACGUAAAGCGUCCAUACAAUAGAUUUUGGUCAAUUCAUAGGCAUACAAACCACAACGAUAGUAGGCGUUUUAAAAGCAACAAAAUAAAUAAUAACAACGAAGAUAUACACGGUGACUGCGUGUAGAGAAAAAUCACAACAACCAAUAACAUCAAUAGUCAGCAAUUGUCGCCCGCGCAAGAUACUCCAUUAGUUCGCAGUUUCUGCAUAAAGGCGAACUGAUUUUUUUUCAUUUCCUUGUUUGAGCGUUUAACGCUAAAAAAGCUUUCACCACGUCUCAGGGAGAAGAUAUGGACAUUGAUUCCACUCCUGUGCCACCACCACAGGAGUACUCAGAUAACCCAGCAGGCUAUCAGUCGGAAUCAUCAAUGAAUUUUGAUUAUUUGCACGGUCUAAAUGACGCUGCGGCAAGGGCGUCAUCAUCAGCAUCAUCACUAGGCGGUCAUGUAAGCUUUCCGGAAACGUCACGGCACUUUAGUGACCUUGCUGGCGGUGGUAUAGAUGUAAAUGCUUCAUCAACGCAGAGCUAUGGAUAUGUGGACGACAGUAAAGCAUUGGACAGGCCCUUUAACCUUAACGAAAGAUUUGUUUCAGUGUUAGAUCAGUUGGAUGCGCGCGUCGAGAAAUUCCGCAAAGAUGCCUUGGGCUUGCAGGAAAAGAAAGACUUUCUACUCAUGUCCAUUGAUUUGAUCAAGAGUCACGAUAUGCUGCAUUCCAUGAUGGAGGCGGAACGUGAGGAAAUCUUCUGCUACAUACAACGAGUUAACGCGCGUCUCUCCACCGUCGAUUUAUUGGUACAUACGGUGCGCGAUCGUUCGCAGGAGGAUGCGCUCAGUCAAAUCAAUGCACUGAUCGAUAUGAUGAUUACUAUUGGUGACCCAGUGUUGUCACGCCAACGUUGCCAACAAUACCUGAAUGCUUGCUGCAGCGCAGCGGAAGCGUCAUCAUCGUACGAAUAUGGUGUGGAUAUGGAUGCUGGGCCGGUCGAUAAGAAAUUCGAGAGCGCAUUAUUGGGCUGCACGCUCGACGAUCAAAAGAACAUUAAAAAGCGGUUGCAGGCUUUGAUGGGUUAUUUAAACAAACAGACAAUACGAAAUUGAGUUUAAUUUAUGAUAAAAAAAAUAUAUUAUAAUACAAAAAGUUGUACAAGGAGACAUUAGGCAUCUAAUUUAGUUUAAUGAAAGCCAAUUGUUGGGAUAUAGCUGCCACAAAACACGUGAAAGCCGCUAGUAAUGCGAGUUAUGCGCCGCAAGUAUAACAACAAAAUUGAAUUUUCGUGCAUUGUUUUUAUACGGCACAUAUCUUACAUAAGUACUUCUUUAAAACUUUUGUCACAAAUAUGAAAAAUGUUUUUUUUUUUUGGAUAUAUUACGCUCUAAUACUACCGUUGUAUUUUUUUUUAUUUUGGCUGAAUAAUUUGUAAACUUUCAAAUGCAUAACGUUGCCAUACCUAAAUGAAUUAGCACAGUUUUUGUAAAAGCAGAAUGAAAUACAAAAAUUUCACAAAAAAGUAAAACAA